AUGGGCGUGGAUCCGUCACCUCUGGAAAGCAUAAUGCCGGAGCUAGCAGGCGAGACCAGCUGCACGCGCUGGGCGCGCGACAGACGCGUGCUUUGCGCGUUGUUGGAGCUCACCAGGCCUAAUGAAGUUCAUGAGAUGCUAACUACCGAGGAGCCGGAAGUUGAGGAAACGAACGAAUCAGUAGCCGAAGAACAAGAGGGCACAAUUGUAUUGGACCCGAACGCCGUGCACGAGCUGGCAACGCGUGGCGACGACGAGACCUUGUCGGCUUUGCUUAAGGUAGUUUUUUUAAAACUUUUAUUGGCUCUAUUAUCUUGCUCUAUUUUAAGACUCGAAACUUAUUUUUUAAAUCUAGGAGCCGCAGCCUGGUCGGGUCACGAAGCUGUAGUAAAUCGCCUCCUAGCGGCAGGUGCGAAUCCAGACAAGGCAGACGCCGAAGGCCGGACCCCUCUUAUCGCAGCAGCUUAUAUGGGACACGCGGAUAUUGUACGAGCCUUAUUGGACGCUGGUGCUAACAUUGACCACGCUGAUGAGGAUGGUCGAACCGCAUUGUCUGUGGCUUCCCUUUGCGCGUCCGGCGGUGCCUGCGCAGCCCUCCUAUUGGAGAGAGGCGCUGAUGUCAUGAAAGCGGACAGAGAUCGUGCCACGCCUCUGCUCGUCGCCGCAUUUGAGGGACACACCGAAAUUUGCGAGCUUCUGCUGGAAGCAGAAGCCGACAUCGAGUCGGCGGACGUGGGCGGGCGUACGGCGCUGUGGGCCGCGGCGUCGGCCGGCCACGCGCGCACCGUGCGGCUGCUGCUGUUCUGGGGCGCCUGCGUCGACAACAUGGACGGCGAGGGGCGCACCGUGCUCAGCACGGCGGCGGCGCAAGGCAAUGUGGAAGUAGUUCGACAGCUUCUAGAUAGAGGCUUGGACGAGCACCAUAGAGACAAUUCUGGAUGGACGCCGUUGCAUUAUGCUGCUUUUGAAGGUCACGUUGAAGUAUGCGAGGCUCUUCUAGAAGCAGGUGCGAAGGUAGAUGAGGCAGACAACGACGGCAAAGGGGCUCUCAUGCUGGCCGCACAAGAGGGUCACACAAGACUUGUAGAGGUGUUGAUUGACGACUGGAACGCACCUGUCGACCAACGGGCGCACGACGGAAAGACUGCGCUUAGACUAGCAGCCCUAGAAGGUCACUUCGACACGGUGCAAGCCCUGUACACGCGCGGCGCUGACGUGGACGCGCUGGACGCCGACCGCCGGAGCACCCUGUACGUGCUGGCGCUGGACAACAGGCUGGCCAUGGCGCGGUACCUCAUCUCGCAGUGCGGCGCCCGGGUGGACACCACGGACAGCGAGGGACGAACACCGCUCCACGUGUCCGCGUGGCAAGGACAUACGGAUAUGGUCAAUUUGCUUAUCAAAGUUGGCGGCGCGCUAGUGGACGGGCGCGACCGCUGCCUGCGCACGGCGCUGCACGCGGCUGCGUGGCGCGGGCGCGCGGCCGUGCUGCGCGCGCUGCUGAAGCACGGCGCCGACGCGGCCGCCGUCUGCACGCAGGGCGCCACGCCACUUGGUAUAGCGGCGCAGGAGGGGCACGAGGAAUGCGUUCUGUGGUUAUUACAACAUGGUGCCGAUCCGUUACAAGCAGAUCAUUGUGGGCGCACGCCGGGCAAGGUGGCGUGGCGCGCCGGCCACGCGGGCAUCUGCCGCCUGCUGGAGCGCGUGUCGGGCGACGCGCUUGCGCCCGCCGUGCCCUCUGCGCCCGCGGCGCCCCUCGACGACGCAGUCCGGCCCAACAGGACUGGCUCACCCGAAUACAAACGCCGAAGCGUGCACAGCUCUAACUCAACAAAAUCGUCGUCGAACUUAACCGGCGGCUCGGGUCGGUCACACGACCACGCCGACCAAAACGAUCUGACACACUCGCAUGAAAAAGCGAACCGCGCGAAUUUGUCGCUCUCGUUUGCGCAGCAAGUGGCGCGUGUAGGCCGUGGCAGGAGGGACAAAGACAGGGACAGCGUCAUUCCCGAACAUCACGCUGUUCAACAGGACUCCAAACUGAGAAGCUACGUGGUCAACGAACGGGACACGGACCUCCGCGGCUACGCGCGCGAGCGAGACAGAAGACGCGAGGAGCGCCACGGCGCGGGGAGGGAAAGGGACAACGCUAGUCCGCUCUAUGCGUCCCCACCGCGCAGCCCCAUCAGCGACGUCUGUAGUCCCACUCAGCCUAAUGUGGCAUUUGGCUCGCAGCCGCCUAGCCUGUCGGCCGCACCCGCUGCGACGGACACGCACUUCAACCGCGACACGCACAUGCGCAUUAUCCUCGGCCGCGACACCAAGCCGCCCGAACGAAACGACAGCGAGGCGCUCUCACGUUCUCGGCUUACGUACAGCCGCCUCGUGGGCAGCCUCGGGCGGGCGCGCGGCCGGAUAUUUAAGAAAAC
Molecule: messenger RNA, 2429 nt
Organism: Hyposmocoma kahamanoa
Lineage: Eukaryota; Metazoa; Arthropoda; Insecta; Lepidoptera; Cosmopterigidae
Product: ankyrin repeat domain-containing protein 50-like
Exons: 18
Molecular function (GO): protein binding
Source: RefSeq, a predicted model, not a curated record